CCUCCCACCUCUGCUUGUUGCUGCAAGCCGGGUGCAUCUUAGCUGGCCAUGGAGACCCCAGCACAGCCGCUACACCUUCUCCCUCUGUUGCUGCUGCUUUGCGGUGAGUGCGCCCGAGUAUGCGGCUGCAACGAGACAGGCAUGCUGGAGAGGUUGCCCCGCUGUGGGAAAGCCUUCGCUGAAAUGAUGCAGAAGGUGGCUGUCUGGAAGUGGUGCAACCUGUCCGAGUUCAUCGUGUACUACGAAAGCUUCACCAACUGCACGGAGAUGGAGACUAACAUCGUGGGCUGCUACUGGCCCAACCCUCUGGCCCAGAGCUUCAUCACCGGUGUCCACAGGCAGUUCUUUUCCAAUUGCACUGUGGACAGGACCCACUGGGAAGACCCCCCGGAUGAAGUCCUCAUCCCACUGAUCGCGGUUCCUGUCGUGCUCACCGUGGCUAUGGCUGGCCUGGUGGUGUGGCGCAGCAAACGCACCGACCGGCUGCUCUGAGGGUCUGCCGGAUGGAAGGCCAUGCCUGGCAAGCCGGAAGAAUGUUUCCCAGAGCUUUGAGAGCUGGCAGACACACUUCUGUCUGAUCUGCUUUGGUCACACCCUACCUGGUCAUGCCAAAGUCCCCCUGACCAGGCUGCUGUGGCCCUUGCUGUCGAGCCUGCUGCCUAACCCCACCAGGCUGCCCAUACAAGUGUUUUGCUCUUUCUUGGGCUAGUGGAAGAAAGUGACAAAUCUCAAGUUUUUGUCCCAGGUGUGGGAAUCAUCUGUUGCUGAGCCCCACUCUCCCCAGGCACUGUCCCCUAGUCUGUAGCCAUUUCUUGGCAGAAUCUUGCUUAGCCUCAACCCUAGCCCAGGUCCUGACCCAUUUCUAGCCCUGACCCUGAUCCCUGCUACUUUUGGGCAGAGAGGGCAGGCAGGGAAGAUGUGGAAUCCCGAGGUCUUCUGUUCCAGAGACUGAGCACGCCCUUUGUUGGACUUGAAGGAUAUCCUGGGGACUGGGGAAUGGAGUCAUUAGGAGCCACAUGUGAUCUGCCUGUCUUCUAUGUGACCUGUCAUGAUUCUGUGUGCAGUGCGGGCUGGAGCUAUGGCUUGUUUAGCCCUUCAGUGACACCUACCCUGCAGAUAGAGCGUGAACCUCCUUCUUGAGGGGUAUUCCUGGGAGUAAGGCACACUCGAGUGUGCUCAGGGGUUCUGUCUGCUGAUGGCUGUUCUUUUUGAUUAAAGUGUCUCCUUACACGUG
Messenger RNA from Apodemus sylvaticus (European woodmouse), 1234 nucleotides. RefSeq names its product receptor activity modifying protein 3 (gene Ramp3). Gene Ontology annotation, cellular component: cell surface; membrane; signaling receptor complex. Gene Ontology annotation, molecular function: coreceptor activity. NCBI's taxonomy places the organism in Eukaryota, Metazoa, Chordata, Mammalia, Rodentia, Muridae. Gene Ontology annotation, biological process: receptor internalization; cellular response to hormone stimulus; calcium ion transport. The transcript is spliced from 3 exons. The record is from RefSeq and is a predicted model, not a curated record. Bases 49 to 492 code for a protein of 147 amino acids.